AGAUAUGGCCGACCUCUAUUUCUCAUUCCCGAAAACAUGUGCUGAAUAUAUCGCGAAGGAAACUGAAUACCGUCGCUUCGAAAGAGUUCCAAUCUACCCAAGUACAGUGAACGAUAGAAGUAUCAUGAUGAUGGCUAAUUGCACCAAGCUACCUGUACUUAUUAAUCCAAGGAGUUCUCCCGCGUUGGAAGUUCCCAUCAAUAGCCUACUAGGAAGAACAUUGAUUUUGAAAGCUACACCUACAGCUGGGAGUAAUAGAUUCUCGGUGAAUUUCAAAACCUCCUUGGAUUUGCCUCGUCAUUAUUUUCACCUAGUUGCAGAUAUGACAGGACGUUAUAUCGCACGAAAUGAUUAUGUUACGAAAUGGAAUACAGAAGAAAAAGAUCUCAGCAUACCAUUUCCUUUCAAAAUCGGAGAACGCUUUACGAUGCUGAUUACCACCGACGAGAAUGGAUUUAAUGUGGAGCUGAAUGGAAAUAAAUUGCUCUCCUUCAAACACAGGCAACGUCCUUACAGUGGAAUUGGUCUUGUUGUUAUUGGGGGUUUAUCUGUUCAAUAUAUGUCAUUCAACUAAGAUAUGUCUAAGCUUCAUUUCUAUUGGAGACAUUUUGUCACUGCUUAUUUUUGGGUGAAAGUAAACACCUUUGAAAUUUUCAAUAUAUGUAGAAUAUACAUGAAUAUUGCAUAAGAGUGGAAGUGUAAUUCCCAUUCCAUGUAUAAUCGUUUAUUUUGCAUUGUGUUUAAAUUCUGUUAUCGAUUCUCGAUUUCACAUCAUUUACAUUCGGUAUUAAAUGUUAGACACAAACUUGAAAUAAUUUUUCACUCACAAUUUCAAUAAAUACGUUUUUUUUUAUUAUUGACGAACGCGUUUUCAUUAAUAUUGGAGUGUAUUUUUAAACUAUUCCGAGUCGAGGACACAAUUUAAAUUUCCUGAGAGACGAAACUCAAGCCUUCAAAUAGAGGUAUUUGAAGUCAAAUUUCGGACGGAAAUUAAAAGAGGAUGAAUGAGCAGUUACCAAAAUCUACUUUUCGUGGAUUUGACCUGGAUUCGAAAUUUCUUUCAAUCAGGAGUACGGAGUCGUUUUUAGGACCGAGAAACUUUCAAGUUUAAUAAAA
This is a messenger RNA of Styela clava, 1116 nucleotides long. RefSeq lists its product as uncharacterized. NCBI's taxonomy places the organism in Eukaryota, Metazoa, Chordata, Ascidiacea, Stolidobranchia, Styelidae. The record is from RefSeq and is a predicted model, not a curated record. Gene Ontology annotation, molecular function: carbohydrate binding.